Sorex fumeus (smoky shrew) is the source of this 476-nucleotide messenger RNA. It is a transcript of the gene SMIM29, whose product is annotated as small integral membrane protein 29. The record is from RefSeq and is a predicted model, not a curated record. The transcript has 5 exons. Bases 126 to 437 code for a protein of 103 amino acids. Lineage: Eukaryota; Metazoa; Chordata; Mammalia; Eulipotyphla; Soricidae.
CGCGCGCCGCGCUUCCGGGGCGCGGGAGCCGAGCGAGGGCGUUGCUGCGCGGCCGCGGCGGGAGGGAGCCCGCCGGAGGCGCCCUCCCAGGCACCGGCCCAUGCUGACCCCGCUGCGUCGAUGCCAUGAGCAACACCACCACGGUACCCCUCGCCCCCCAGGCCAGCAGCGACUCCAUGGUGGGUUACGUGCUGGGGCCCUUCUUCCUCAUCACCCUGGUCGGAGUGGUGGUGGCUGUGGUAAUGUACGUGCAGAAGAAAAAGCGGGUGGACCGUCUGCGCCACCACCUGCUUCCCAUGUACAGCUACGACCCAGCUGAGGAGCUGCAUGAGGCCGAGCAGGAGCUCCUCUCCGACGUGGGGGACCCCAAGGUUGUCCAUGGCUGGCAGAGCAGCUACCAGCACAAGCGGAUACCACUGCUGGACGUCAAGACCUGAGCCAGCCCCUGGGCCCUGCCCCGUGAACUUGUGCAGGGC